This is a messenger RNA of Ziziphus jujuba (common jujube), 924 nucleotides long. Its product is annotated as U1 small nuclear ribonucleoprotein C. Gene Ontology annotation, cellular component: nucleus; U1 snRNP. Gene Ontology annotation, molecular function: zinc ion binding; pre-mRNA 5'-splice site binding. The record is from RefSeq and is a predicted model, not a curated record. Lineage: Eukaryota; Viridiplantae; Streptophyta; Magnoliopsida; Rosales; Rhamnaceae. The coding region runs from base 180 to 782 and encodes 200 amino acids. Gene Ontology annotation, biological process: mRNA 5'-splice site recognition; mRNA splicing, via spliceosome; spliceosomal snRNP assembly. The transcript has 5 exons.
UUUUCCCCCAACAAAUUUUAUUUAUUUAUUACUUGGGCAGAAGCUUUUAUCUCGCGCUCUCUAUCUCUGGUUAGGGUUUUUGCUACAGUAAUACAGAUAUCUGAUCCUCUUCUUCCUUUGGGGGUUUUCUGGCCUUGGACUAAUUAAUAAAAUUUUUCAGUUCCAGCCAACGCACAGCAAUGCCUCGAUAUUACUGUGAUUAUUGCGAUACUUAUUUGACCCACGAUUCUCCAUCUGUGAGAAAGCAACACAAUGCAGGAUACAAACACAAGGCAAAUGUGCGAACGUACUAUCAGCAAUUUGAGGAACAACAAACCCAAAGUUUGAUUGACCAAAGGAUUAAGGAACAUCUUGGGCAAGCUGCAGCUUUUCAGCAAGUUGGUGCUGCUUACAAUCAACAUCUACUGGCUCAGAGGCCCCGUCUUCCUGUUCUGCCGACACCCGUCAUGCCACAGAUUCCUGGUGCUCCAUUGAUUCCAGGGGUCAGGCCUCCGGUUUUGCCGAGACCAGUUCCUGGUGUUCCUGGAUAUGCCUCUGGCCCAAUGCCAUCGAUGAUGGCUCCACCAGGUGCUCCUUCCUUACCUGGUGCUCCACCUGGCGCUCCCUUGAGGCCUCCUGCUGUGAAUGUGCCCACCUCAAUUCCUGGGAGCACAGCAACACCCACUUCUUCUAGCAGUGCCCCAACUUUACAAGCAAUGUAUCAAGCCAAUCCAGCAGCACCAACAAGUGGAGGUUAUGAUAGUUUCAAUGCUAAUACUCAAGCUUCUGAAUCAAACCAGUAGGCUGAUUCAAAGUGGUGAGCUUAGGUGUCUAAGAAAAUUGGAGUGUAUCGUUAUGUGUUACAACGGUUUGCAUGGGAUGUUAAACAUUUGAGAUUUGUAAUUAAAUAUGGCCAAUUCAUGAAGUAACAACGAAUUUUGAUCU